AAAGUGAUCGUAGUUUUAACUACCUCUGGCGCGAGGCCUUUUCCCGACUAGGCUCCGGCUUUUCCCGACUUCCGGAGCCGGGUCUGGUCAGGUCGGAGCCGGGAGACAAAUGAGACAGCUGCAUGCCGUUGGCUUUGACUGUGCUCUUCCAGCAGACUUGCAGAACUUUUGGCCAAAGGACAGUUCCACAUUUGUUCCAGGAGCCAUCACGGUGGCUGUUAAGUAGCCAGCUCUCCAGUGGUCCCUUUCAUGGAUUCUGGCUCCUUUUGAAGAAGCAGCCUUGUUUCUGGUUCAGGCAGGGCAUCCCAGGGCCAUGUACUGCCCGCUUUGCCUGCCUACCUGUGUCACAUGUGGGGUUCUGCACGGGCGUUUCUGAGAUGGCUGAACAGCGAUACUGUGUGGACUAUGCCAAGCGUGGCACAGCCGGCUGUAAGAAAUGCAAGGAAAAAAUAGUGAAGGGCGUGUGCCGCAUAGGCAAGGUGGUCCCCAACCCCUUCUCAGAAUCCGGGGGCGAUAUGAAGGAGUGGUACCAUAUCAAGUGCAUGUUUGAGAAGCUGGAACGGGCCCGGGCGACCACCAAGAAGAUUGAGGACCUGACUGAGCUUGAGGGCUGGGAAGAACUGCAGGACCCAGAGAAAGAUCAAAUCAGCGAGCUGAUUGCAGCACUCUCCUCCAAGGCAGCAAGCACACCAACCAAGAGAGCCACAGUCCAGGCCAAGCUGACCCCCACUGGCCAGGUGGUUUCUCCACACAAAGGAGCCUCCUCAGUCAUGAACACCAAUCCCCGGAAAUUCUCUGGCUUCGCAGCUAAGCCAAGCACCUCUGAGGGACCCCUCUCAAACCCUCCCUCCAAGAGUACCCUGUCGGCUGGGAAGUGUGACCCAAAGCACAAGGACUGCUUGUUGCGGGAGUUUCGGAAACUCUGUGCCAUGGUGGCUGACAAGCCCAGCUACAACGUGAAGACCCAGAUCAUCCAUGACUUUCUUCAGAAAGGAUCGGGCGGUGAUGGUUUCCAUGGCGACGUGUACCUGACAGUGAAGCUGCUCCUGCCGGGGGUCAUUAAAAGCGUUUACAAUCUGAAUGACAAACAGAUUGUGAAGCUUUUCAGUCGGAUUUUUAACUGCAGUCAGGAUGACAUGGUCCGAGACUUGGAGCAGGGAGACGUGUCCGAGACAGUGCGCGUGUUCUUCGAGCAGAGCCGGUCCUUCCCCCCUGCAGCCAAGAGCCUCCUCACCAUUCAGGAAGUAGACGAGUUCCUCCUGCAGUUGUCCAAACUCACUAAAGAGGAUGACCAGCAAAGUGUGCUGCAGGACAUUGCCUCCAGGUGCACGGCCAAUGACCUGAAGUGCAUCAUCAGACUCAUUAAGCAUGACCUCAAGAUGAAUUCUGGUGCCAAGCACGUGCUAGAUGCCCUGGAUCCGAAUGCCUAUGAAGCUUUCAAGGCCUCACGGAAUCUCCAGGAUGUGGUGGAACGUGUCCUGGCGAACCAGCAGGAGUCCGAGAAGGCACCGGGAAUGAAGCGGGCACUCAGUGUCCAGGCAACUCUCAUGACCCCCGUGCAGCCCAUGCUGGCUGAAGCCUGCAAAUCCAUUGAAUAUGCAAUGAAGAAGUGUCCCAAUGGGAUGUUCUCUGAGAUCAAGUAUGACGGGGAGCGAGUGCAGGUGCACAAGAAAGGGGAUCAGUUCAGCUACUUCAGCCGAAGCCUCAAGCCUGUCCUACCUCAUAAAGUGGCCCAUUUUAAGGACUACAUCCCUCAGGCAUUCCCAGGGGGCCAGAGCAUGAUCCUAGACUCCGAGGUCCUUCUGAUCGAUACCAAAACAAGCAAACCUUUGCCCUUUGGGACUCUGGGUGUGCAUAAGAAAGCUGCUUUCCAGGAUGCCAAUGUCUGCUUAUUUGUGUUUGACUGCAUCUACUUCAAUGAUAUCAGCCUGAUGGACAGACCAUUGUGUGAACGGCGGAAGUUUCUCCAUGACAACAUGGUUGAAAUCCCCAAUCGGAUCCUUUUCUCUGAAAUGAAGCAUGUCACAAAAGCUUCAGAUUUGGCUGAUAUGAUUAAUCGUGUCAUCCGGGAAGGGCUGGAAGGACUGGUGCUAAAAGAUGUGAAGGGUACUUAUGAGCCAGGGAAGCGGCACUGGCUAAAAGUGAAGAAGGACUACCUGAACGAGGGGGCCAUGGCAGACACGGCAGAUCUGGUGGUCCUUGGGGCCUUCUAUGGCCAAGGGAACAAAGGGGGCAUGAUGUCCAUCUUCCUGAUGGGCUGCUAUGACCCCAGCAGCCAGAAGUGGUGCACCGUCACCAAGUGCGCCGGCGGCCACGACGACGCCACCCUCGCUCGCCUGCAGAACGAGCUGGACAUGGUGAAGAUCAGCAAGGAUCCCAGUAAGAUUCCCAGCUGGCUGAAAAUCAAUAAGAACUACUACCCUGACUUCAUCGUCCCAGAUCCAAAGAAAGCUCCUGUUUGGGAGAUCACAGGGGCGGAGUUCUCCAAGGCCGAGGCCCACACGGCCGACGGCAUCUCCAUCCGCUUCCCCCGCUGCACCCGCAUCCGUGAUGAUAAAGAUUGGAAGUCGGCCACCAACCUCCCGCAGCUCAAGAAGCUGUACCAGCUCUCCAAGGAAAAGGCCGACUUCACUGUGGUGGCUGCAGAUGAGGGAAGUUCAGUGACUAGUGGCAGCAGUGGAGAGAAUGAGGGCAACAUGGGGCCUUCCACCUCUCGAAAAGCCUCCAAAGCAUCUCCCAAUAAGGCCCCUGGCCCAGCCAAAAAGGCAGAAAGAAAGAUGAAUGGCCCUCCGAGUAAAACAGGCAACAAGCCCACCGUGAAACCUCCCCCUGGGAAAGUGGAGGAGAGGAAAGGGGAGAAAAGGAAGGCCCCAGAGGAAGGAAACUCAAGCCCAAAGAAGACGCUGCUGGACAUCUUCACAGGUGUGCGGCUUUACCUGCCGCCCUCCACGCAGGAUUUCAGCCAGCUCCGCCGCUACUUCGUGGCCUAUAAUGGGGAUCUGGUCCAAGAAUACGACACGGCCUCCGCCACCCAUGUGGUGGGCAGUGGGGACAAGAGCCCUGAGGCCCAGCAGGUUUCUCCUGAAUGGAUCUGGGCAUGUAUCCGGAAAAGGAGGCUGGUGGCACCCUGCUAGGGCCCGAGGUCAACUCUUCCCUUCCCACAUCCCCCGUGGGGCGGACAUUGAGGCCCCCGGCAUGAGGCAGCCAGACCGAGGACAGAAAGGCUGUGAGGAUCCUCCCCAAGGUGCUCCCUUGAGCCCCUCCCAGAGCGGGCGUGUACUGUCCCCCGACCUCAGAGCCAGAAUGCGGGGUGCAAUGGGGAGGAAGGAGGAAAACCCAUUUCCCUUACUUGUCUGGAGAGGCCUUGGCGAUCCGGGUGCUGGCUCUGUCCUUUCUUGUUCUCGUUUGUGUCUGAUCUUGAAAGCAGCUUCACCCUCCUGCCCGGUUCCUGUCCUGGUGCUCUUGGGCGGGCAGAGAAGCCCGGGGAGGGCCAUUCUGCCCUUUCUCACCAUUACCCACUCAAUAUUUUUAAAAGAUAUUUUAAAAAGACUGACUGGCAAAGUACUUUUCUCAAAAAAGCAAAAUGCAGAUGGCUGUAGUCUGGCCCGCCCUCUGUGGGGGCAUCAGUUUUAAAAGAUUAGUGGAAUAAACUCCUCUGAAAGAC
Messenger RNA from Antechinus flavipes (yellow-footed antechinus), 3664 nucleotides. RefSeq names its product DNA ligase 3 (gene LIG3). Bases 123 to 3134 code for a protein of 1003 amino acids. The record is from RefSeq and is a predicted model, not a curated record. Gene Ontology annotation, molecular function: DNA binding; ATP binding; zinc ion binding. Gene Ontology annotation, cellular component: DNA ligase III-XRCC1 complex. NCBI's taxonomy places the organism in Eukaryota, Metazoa, Chordata, Mammalia, Dasyuromorphia, Dasyuridae. Gene Ontology annotation, biological process: DNA recombination; DNA biosynthetic process; double-strand break repair via alternative nonhomologous end joining. The transcript is spliced from 20 exons.